Molecule: messenger RNA, 3495 nt
Organism: Silurus meridionalis
Lineage: Eukaryota; Metazoa; Chordata; Actinopteri; Siluriformes; Siluridae
Exons: 16
Coding region: 1563-2387 (274 amino acids)
Source: RefSeq, a predicted model, not a curated record
CCAAAAGGCCUGUAGGUGGCGAUAUCAAAGCAGGUAUACCAGCCAGAAGCCACAGCUGAAACGCAACAAUGGAGCUGCUUACAUUUUUUCAGUUGAAGUAGCUGAGCUGAAGCAGGAAUGUGCUAUCCUGGGACUGGAUAUUAAGGGUAAGAGAGAUCUGAUUGCCCAGCUGCAGGCGUACAUCGAUGAUGGAGGCAGCAGCACCCGAGGCAGAAGCUCCAGGAGAGGCACCUGAGACAGAGGCUCCAGAAGAGGCACCUGAGGCAGAGGAUCCAGAAGAGGCACCUGCACCUGAGGCAGAAGCUCCAAAAGAUUCACCUGCACCUGACACGUAUAUUUCCCUGAACAAGACCAAGAACACGUCGUUUGCGAUUCCCGUUACAGUUCUUUCCGUAUUUAUACCAAUUUUGUACAGUCUAGUUUUGUCCAGCAUGUGGUGCUGUAUCUGCAUUUUUUGAAGUGUUACAAACACGGUUCAUUUUCAUGUACUGUGCACUUAUUAGAUUUUUUUAAAUGCAUGUAAGCGACAUAAGUAAUUUUUGAAUAUUCAACCUUAAAAGCAUGAGAGAUUUUAUUGAUUAUUUCUUAAAGCUGUAAAAAAAUUCUUUAUUUUCCGUUAUGAUUUUUAAUAGAACCCCAUUUCAGUAUCUUUAGUGUGUGUAAUGAUUUUUAUUAUGGCACUGUGACAAGCAGUGAGCAAACUAACCUAGUAACUAUAAUAUAUUGGCUAGCCAAAUUGCGUAGCCUCCUUUGAGCUAUGUGAGACCAAGGGUGUACAGUUGUGUGCGUAAAAAAAUGGCCAGUGUAUCUGGGGUUCAACAUUCCAACCAAACAGAAGACUCAUCUCAAAGCCGUUUGAAAAAUAAAUUCAUCAACUCCCCCUGUUUUUCUGGAAAGAAAAUGUGCAACCACACUGGCCAUUUGUAGAUAAGAUUGAGGUCCCCUGAACUAAACAAUAAACAAAAGAGGGCAUCAGUGACUUUUAGAUAUUAUGUUUAUUUUUAAGCUUCUUAAGCCUAAAAGAGUAGUUUAAUGUUAAAUGUACUAAUCUUUCUGUUUAUUACUUUGUUCAGGGAGGCAACGAAUAAAGUUAUAAAAAUCAACCUUUCGGAAUCGGCUUCUGAGGUCUACAUCGAGAAAAUGAGAAAAAGAUCAGAGCGAUUUGGUAUGAGCGUCUCCCCUGUGUACAAGAAGUUUCUAGAAGAAGAAAAGCUGAAGAAGAGGAACAGAGAGAUUUGGAGUUGUGACCAGUGCCGCCUCGGUUGGAGCUUGUGAUUUAGAGAGCUACCUGUUCCAGCUGCUCCAGGGUUUAUCCUUCUGUCACUCUCACCGGGUUUUUCACCGAAACCUCAGAAUCUGCUCAUUAACGCUCAAGGAGAAAUCAAACUAGCCGACUUUGGCUUGGCCAGGGCUUUUCGGUGUGUCAGUACGCACAUACACGCACCAUCAAUUAAAUUGGUCGGAGGGCACUGUUUCCUAGAGAUUCAGAAAUUGGUCAGCUAUUCUGGAUAUUCCGAACCCUCAGCACUCCCAAUGAGUCAGUGUGGCCCGGAGUGACCUCAAUGCCUGACUACAAGCCUUCUUUCCCCAAAUGGGCACUGCAGGACCUGUCUAAAGUGGUGCCUUCUCUGGAUGACGAUGGCAGAGACCUACUCGCAGUUUUAGAAGAAGAAAAGCUGAAGAAGAAGAAAGAGAGAUUUGGAACUGUGACCAGUGCCACCUCGGUUGGAGCUGAUGAUUCAGAGGUCUACAUCGAGAAAAUGAGGAAAAGAGUGGAGCGAUUUGGUAUGAGCGUCUCCCCUGUGUACAAGAAGAUGAUCGAAGAUAUCCUAAAGACCAGCCCUGGAGGUGAAAAGAUUGCAAGUGAAUACGCUCGCACUAAAAGUCUGUCAGAUAGCCGAAGACGUGACAUGGUAAAAAUCUUGGUAGCACAUUUGACAAAUGAACAUGGAAUAAGGCCUUUGCAACACUUGAGGGAACAAUAUGCAAAGGGAAUCAUCUCUCUCUUCCCAAAUUUGGCUGACCCCAGGAGCAAACUUGGCUAUGAGCAUUAUUACAAUGCAGAAGAUGGAAGUGGAUUUUUGGCAUGGAGAAUUAAAACUCUGCAAAAAGAAGCAUCGGAGGGUCGGAAGAAACGCCAGUGGCAACCACAAACAGGAGGGCCAUCUGCUGAAAGGUAUCCCCACAAAGGAGAUAGUUUGUUAAACGAUGAACUUCACUGUCAGAAAGCAUUUGCCCUGAUGAAGCAUACAGCCGACGAGGCAGUGGUAAAGGAAAAGAUGAGGUUAACGCUGGCAUAUCGCCAGAAGCUGCUUCACGACCCUAAAGAGUCAACUGAUAUUCUAUCAAUUUUUCCCACGAUUCCAGGAUAUACCAGGCUUGAUUGAUCAAGAUUUUAGACUUCUAUUUGGUGAUGCAACCUCUGCAAAGUUGUUGGAGAAGUGGUGCACCAGCAUAAAACCAAAGGUUAUUGCCCAGAGCCAUGGCCUCACACAGACUUGUGAGCUCCAAGACCUCAUCCAAAAUGCUGAAGCCAAUGAAGUUGAAGAAGGUUGGGACAGCGACAUGUCGUCAAUUCUGAUUCUGGUUCACCUUUUGCCACCUUCAAGUCAAGGCCGCGAAACACCUGGAAAAAUCUCAGCUAUACAAGCAUGCGAUAGUCUUGUGAAAUUCAUCAAGACUGGUACAAGUAUCCAAGGGCACCUGGAUGGAAUUGGAGAAAGUCUCCAGCCGUAUCUACUUGGUGUCGGACCAAAGAAAAGUAGGAUCCAGAGUUGGUUUAUUGUAAUUGACCAACAUGCUCUACCAUGCAAAGCCUCUAAUUCACUGGCCUGUGUUGAUGAGCUUUUCAAAGCUCACUUUGUCUUUGACACCUCAUACUGUCAGCAAUUGAUCAAUGUGUAUAGCUUUCUGCAAACCACUGUUUAUGAUCUAGAUGUUGAAGUCACCGAGGUGAAUCCCAGAGUGGCUGAGUUGAGAGCUAGAAUGCUCCAGUAACCAGAUGAUUUGUUUUAUUUGUAAAAGGGGGCAUGCCGAUGGAAAUUCCCGUAUAAGGCACUAUAAGUUAGUCCAUGGCCUUUGUUCAGGGAAAAGACUUAAGUUAAAAUGUGCUCAAAGAGGUUGUUUACAUGUUUACCAUAGUUUUUCUGGAUUACGAAAGCAUCUCAGCAAAUGUUGUGCAAUUGACAGUUCAUGCCUCGAUUUUGGUGAAAGCUCAUCCACUGCCAACUCCAUUUUAAUAGGGAAUGUAGGUGAUUUACCAAACACAAAUUCAAACUGUGAGUUUGUACUCCUAAACAAAUAUAGUAGACAGUUGUGCAACAGUGGUAACUGAACUUAAAGUUGCUGGUGUCGCAGAGACAACUAUUAACUAUGUUGUUAGUGCUUUAGAAGAAGUGAUUGGAGACAUUCAUAGUGAAACUCGAGAAUCUGUGAAAAACAGCUUAUCUUUAGCGGAGCCCAAAAAAAGUAUUGUUGAGUCACAAAUUGACCAGU